Messenger RNA from Aspergillus aculeatus ATCC 16872, 1292 nucleotides. RefSeq lists its product as uncharacterized. The transcript is spliced from 2 exons. Lineage: Eukaryota; Fungi; Ascomycota; Eurotiomycetes; Eurotiales; Aspergillaceae. Gene Ontology annotation, biological process: very long-chain fatty acid biosynthetic process; fatty acid elongation, saturated fatty acid; fatty acid elongation, polyunsaturated fatty acid. Gene Ontology annotation, cellular component: endoplasmic reticulum membrane. The coding region runs from base 91 to 1008 and encodes 305 amino acids. Gene Ontology annotation, molecular function: fatty acid elongase activity. The record is from RefSeq and is a predicted model, not a curated record.
GUCGCCGACAAAUCUGGAUCUCGUCCCCGUUUCCAGUUGGCUGCAGACGUUGUGGAAGCCGGCACGCCCACAUAUACCUCCCGGCUGACAAUGGACUCUCCCUUUGGCCGCGUAAUGCAAGGUGAAACCAUCCCGAUCAUGACGGUUGCAAUCUACCUUUUGGCGGUCUUCUACAUGAACCGCAGAAACCGAGGUCGCUCGCACAAGCCCUGGAUCUCUACAACCGGGGGGUGGGCCGGGACUAUGAUUGUUGCCUACAACUCCGCCCUAAGUGCCUUCUCCGCUUGGAUCUUCCUUUCCUCUUUCCGGGUCCUGCAACGGCGCUGGCCCUCCAGCAACGACCCCGACUAUGCCUCGCGCGCCGUGGACAUCCUCUGCAAUGUUGACGGGGGGCAUUCCAACGGGUUCCAGCCGAGCCGUGACCAUCCCGGCCGCAGCAACAGCAUCGCCUACUACACCUGGCUGUUCUACCUCUCGAAAUAUGUCGAACUCGUCGACCACGUGAUCACGCUGACCAAGGGCAAGGAGGUCUCCUUCGCGCAUGUCUUCCAUCACUCCGGGGCGAUCCUGGCUCUCUGGGUCGCCGUCCGAUGCGCGGAGGUCGGCCGGUUGGGGGUGGCCUCCCUCGCCGGGAUGAUGGCCAACACCGCGUUUCACACCGUCAUAUAUUCGUAUUACGCUAUUACAUCCCUCCGCGUGCGUGUUCCCCGCGUGAUGAAACGCACCCUGAUCGCCCUGCAGAUCGCCCAGUUCAUCCUGACCCUGGUGGUCACCACGGGGAGCUUUCUGACCAAAUACAUGGCCCCCAUGCCCGCGGGCCUAGAUUACCCUCCCCCGGGGCAGUUCGCCUUCGCGGCCGCGGAGGAGGUUGGCAGAUUCCACCUUCCCGGACAGAAUGGGUCGGGAACCGGACUCAUGAUCCCGGUCCCCUGCUUGCAGACGACGACCGAAGCAUUCACCAGUUUCCUCGGGGCGGUCUAUGUCAUGGCUCUUCUCUUGGUCAUCUAGAGAGAGAGAUUUGUUUGUGGUUUGUGGUUGUGAUUAGGCCUGUCAAAAUCAAGUUUGAGAUGUCGCUGCGAUUUUCGGGUCCUAGGCUUGAAGCGCGGCUUCCGGGACCAGAAUUCAAGCAUUGUUCAUGGCGAAGCGAAGAAGUUAUUAAGAUAGUGCUUCCUCAAGAUCUACCGAUUACGACAACAUCCUUCUUCUUCAAGUUGCAGACGUCACGGGGAAGGGGGCUGAAAGAUACUAUCACUAGAGGUUAGGGCUCAGACCAUCUACAGAGUGUACAGUAC